Astrephomene gubernaculifera is the source of this 5566-nucleotide messenger RNA. NCBI's taxonomy places the organism in Eukaryota, Viridiplantae, Chlorophyta, Chlorophyceae, Chlamydomonadales, Astrephomenaceae. The record is from the annotation of a GenBank genome assembly.
UCCGGAAAAUUUUUCCAGGCCUCAUGUUAGUGUUUUGAAAGCUGUAUUGCCAUCCUUUCUUCGUUUCUUAUACACAGAAUUAGUUCUAUCAACAAAAUGGUCACUUCUCGGCUUCCGAUGUUGCAAUGACACUUCACCUCUGAACCACGGUAGCCGAACGGGACUGCCCAAUCCCCAAACGUACAAGAAACAACUUAUGUAGAAAACAUAUAUUGCGAACGCGGCUAGUCGGCCCUUUGUAAAGGCCUAGCAUAGCAGCAUGUCGCGUGUCCCCAUGGAUGUGGAGCACGACUGAGGAUGCGGGGUUGGAGUAGACAGACUGAGCUGCGAGAAAGCACUUACUGUGACCACGAAUGGGGUGGGGAUGCUGAGCACAGAAACAAGAAGGCGUGGGAAUUGGUACCAGGGGCUAUGGUCGAGGGCCCAGUGCCACAGGGGGAAGAAGAGGCAGGAGCAGGGACCUGGAACGUGGUGGCGCCGUUGUCUCGGUUGGUGAAAACAGAACUGCGGUGGUAUGGCGCAAAUGGAAGGGCCGUGGUGCUUCCUAGGCGCCAAAUACAUAACAUCAGUCAAGCUGGGGCCAAGAACAUGGUUACCUUAGCCGUCCAUAGUGCAACGCUGUGACAUUAACUUCCCAGGGGGUUUGGGGUUUUUCGACUGCAUUUAAUAGAGCUUGCGCAGAGGAACCUAGACGCUUUUUUCCCCGGCGUUUUGGCAUAGUUUACAGGUUGUACGACACGCUUGGCGGUGGGUGGGUGGCUCCGAGGCCUUCUCUUUGGAAAUUUCGGGUUGGGGUUUAUAAGAAAAUUUCUUACCCCCCCCCUGUCUCCUUUGCUAUUUAGACCUAGUUUCUUAUUCCAAAUGCGUCUAUUUUGCUUCGGGAAGUCUAAGCUCUCCAUCCUCCUUUUGUGUUGGCUUAACUAAUUUGGGCUGUGCAAAUGGUUCGGCAACUGUGCUACAAACCGUAUUGCAGCCUCUGUAACGUAACGAGCUAUGGAAGCUGUUACGGGCCUUACUAGCAACCCUCGGAAACUGGCAUCUGCGAGCCUCUGCCGGCAGGAGGCUCCAAACAUCUGCCAUGCAACAUCACAUCAUCAUUAUCAUCAUCAACAACAACAUUGCGUGAUUAGAAGACCUCUCCUGCACGCAGUAAGCCUCUGCUAUACAAACCGAGCCGUUGAGUGGUACCACCCCCUUAUCGUUUGCUUUGCUCAUGGAAGUCUGUUACUUCCUUACUCACGCACCUUGCAUCACCCCACGUCGCUUCCUUUCCCCUCGGCAUCCUCAAGCCUGCGGCGCGAAGCCUGCCUGUGGCUCCGAAGCCGUCGUCAGACCCUCCAGAGUCUCAGUCGGGCACCGCGCAUGAGGCGCGAAGCCAGCAGCCCGCGGCUCAAAUUGGCGGCAGCUCGAAGCCUUCAGAUUCUCAAUCGGCUGAAUCGAUCUCCGAGGGCUAUAUUCCAGGCCGUGAUGCUUGGGGCUAUGAGCCUGUGGAGACUCGUUGGAGGUUUCCCCUUUUAGAUAGCGAGGCUGGAAAGUAUAUCACAUUGAGGGAACUGGAGCUUGCUUUGCGCAACGCCGGCUUUACCAAGUCAGAGGUAGCCUUGGCAGUGGAGGGCCACCUGAGCCCCGAACGGCUGUCGGAGGUAAUAAUGGAGGAAAAGCAGUUCGAUUGGGGCAUGCAGGAAAGCGUACGGCAGGUCGGACUGGAAACACGGAAGUUGGGGAAGGAGGUGAAGGAGCAGCUGACACAGAUGCAGGAGGAGCAGCAAAAGGCGAUGGAGGAGCAGCGGAAGGCUAUAGAGGAGCAGCAGAAGGCUAUAGAGGAGCAGCAGGAGGCAAUUGCUAACCAGCUGGCGCACAUGUCCGAACUUCAGGCGGCUGUGGCGGACCUUAGGCGGCUGGCCGCCUUGGGGUUGCGGCGAGGUACACGGCGUGUUAAGCUGGCCAAGCGGGCAGCAGGAGGUGGGGGCGUGGAGGGCGUCGAUGGCACCUAAAGGGGUCAGCAGCUCAGCAUGCCCCUGCUGUACAGCUGGAUGCGUGCUGCCAUGCUGCCAUGAGUGCCCCGGUGUAGUAAUGGUCAAGGUCACCGCACUGGUUGCUGUGGUGUUCGGGGUAGGCGGUUACCAGGCUGUACCAAGGGUAGAUUGGUUUGAUGCUUUGCCUUUGCGUAAGAACAAGUCCGGGGUCGAACUGCUUGUUGGGGAACCCGUUCAUUUAGUGAUGGUGUCAGGGAAUUGUAGUAGGCACCCUUGACAGCGAGUGCAGUUUAGUCCCUUCGGAGUUAUCCCCCGGCGGCGUUUGGUCCGCGGGCGUGUUUGACGGCUAGCCGGGCAGGGCCUUGGCUAAUAACUAGGGGUGGGGAGAUGCCGGAGGGUUUUUAACGCAUAGUGUCUUCUCUGGCAUUCUCGUCCCAGUUGCAGGCAUAGCGUCGGAGUAACUGUAACCGGGUCGCUGCUGGUGUUUGGGCAUUUCGCUUUCGUGCCCUGAGAGGUAGUGGGUUACCGUAUUGCCCAAAAUUUAAUUGACAAAAAUAAAAUGUUUUGGGUUUUGUCAAAUGGGGCAAAAAUGUUUUUUUGCCAUUUCAAAUGGGGCUGGAAAUUCGCUGGCAAGGUGUCAAAUGGGGGCAAAAUAAUUCGCCUGGGGUGACUGCAGGGUAACUAAGAUGGGAGCGGAGAGGUAGGGGGCAACUGACUUGCCAGUGCGCUGCGUCCUCACCGCGCCAUGCCCAGUAGGGGUUUCCAAGUGGUGUUCCACUUAUCCUCCUAACAGCUCCUUUCCUUACCAUGUUACAUCCAACACGUUCGGUGGCUUUGGGGGCGUUUGGCGCAUGUCAAAUGGGGCUAGAAAUUCGCCAUCAGGAAGUCAAAUGGGGCAUAAAUUAUUCCCGCUUUGUCAAAUGGGGCUGGAAAAUAGGCCUCCAAACGCAUGCCAAUUAAAUUUUGGGCAAUACGGUAAUCAGGCUCGCGGGCUUUGAAGUAUCGUUAUCCGGUUCUAGUCCACUGCCAUGCCCUUCGUAAACUUAAGUAUCGGUGUGUUCAGGAAAUCCGGGUUGCUUAUUGAGCUUACAAAACACGGAAUUGAGCACUGAAAUGUGGGGCGCCUGGGGCUGUGGAGGGUUCAGCAAAGAGUACCAUGGCUGGUCCUCCCUCAUUCGUAGAUAUAUUUGGUCCGGUUUCUUCGGGUGCCUCUGCCCUUUGUUCCUGCCUUGUCUAUGCGGCAUGGUGAGCGGGUGUUGAACACUUGCCGUGAGGCGGAACAUACUGUGAUUGUGAACGUAUUGUGAGCGGGUGUUGCGUGAGGUGCCAGCAGCUUGGAUGGCGGCUUGGAUUACGCCUCACCGCCCAAUCAAUUCAACUAACCUCCUCCGGCACUGAAGGGAAUGCUUGGCAGGUUUUGGGCUCCCUGUUUGGGGGUGGCAGGUGCACUGAAAGGAGGGGUUCCUUGUUUUGAAACUGUUUCCAGUUAGGGAGACCACGGUUCUCCAAUUUGGUAGCGUGCUGUACUCUUGUGCUGCUAGAGGCCUUCCUUCCGGAAAUUGUAGAUGUCGGUGAUGCGAAAAUUAUAGAUGCAUGGGGGUUGGGCUACACUUCACCGCCGUGCAGGCGGGCGAAGAGCUUUAAGGAGUUUAAAUGCUGUUGGGAUCCAGUUUCCUGAAAUUCCCGUUACGUUUUGCGCUCGUUUCCAGCGCUAUGGCUGUGGGACUUAUGACGUAUUGGGAAUCAUAGGUGUGCAGCAGUGUGUUUGGGUUGCUCUGGUCGUAGCCUCUUUGGAGGAGCAAGGAAGGAGCUCGAAAGCCUUUUGGAGGUAGGAGGAGCCUGCUAUGGGUGGUUUUUUCGGGCUUCUUACGUGCGCGAGUCUAUCUAGUGCUGAGGGGAUGGCGUCUGUGUCCACUGGUCAGGCUGUCCUUUUAUACGGUAGUUUGGUUAUGAUGCCAGCUUCACUGUUCUUGCUAGUUUAUGUGUUCCCUGUCAGGGGUUUGUUGUUUGUAUCCGAAUAUGCGAAUUAUUAAAUAGGAAACUGCUUUGUAUUGUUGUGCAAUCUUUUGGGCCUUUGGUUUCGCCCUUGAGAAAGUGUUCCUGAAGGUCAUGCGCGUGAUCAAGUUCUUAAUAAACCUUUGUUGGGCUCAUCACUAAGGUACCAAAGUAUUUGCCACGCUUUGCUAUCCAAGAGCUUGAUGUGAGUAUUCCAAACUACCGUACGGUUCAGAUUAUUGACAGACAGAGUUUUGCUUGCUGCUGGUGUUUAGUCACGUGAGCCGGGAUGUUUUAUUGUCUUAUGCCUCUGUCAACUGGUGCGAAACAUUCGCCGGCUAGGUGUCAACUGGGGGCACAGAUGCCGGGUUUAUUUGGGGUAUCGGCACAAAUGGGGGCACAAAUGGCAGGUUUCGGGCUCCCUGUCUGGGGGUGUCAGGUGCACUGCUGGAUGGAGUGAUUCCUUGUGUUGACAGUGUUUCCAUUUAGGGAGACCACGGCUCUGCAAUUGGAAAGCUAAUUUAGGAAUGCGUGCUGUACACUUGUGCUGCUAGAGGCCUUCAUUCCGGAAUUUUUAGGCGUCCUUAUUGAUGAAUUCCUGAACGGGAUUCGAACAACUUUGUGGCUACACUUCGUUCACCGCCGUACAGGGCUAGGCGGGAAAAGAGCUUUUAGGCGCAUGAAAUUGUCUGCAGUUUAACUGCUGAUGGGAUCCAAUUUCCUGAAAUUCCCGUUAUGUUUCGCGCUCGUUUCCAGCGCUAUGGCUAUGGAGUUUUUAGUUUUUAGUUCGUGUUAGGACUUUUAGGUGUGCAGCGUUGUGUUUCGGUUGCUUUUGUCUUAGACUCUUUGGAGGAGGGUUGGAGAUAUGGCCCGUUUCGAGGAGGAGAGGAGUCUGCUAUACAAUGAGGGUGGUCGGAGGGUUUUGCGGGCUUCUUACGUGCGUGGGUCUGGUGCUGAGGAGAUUCUUCUGGAUUCACUGAUCAGACUUCUGUCAUAAUUGCUGUGUUUUGGUUGUUCCCUGUUUGGAUGCCAGCCUUGCUGUUUUUGCUGGUGCCUUGGGUGUUCCCUGUCAGGGUGCUGCUGGGGCUGACCUGCACCCGAAUCUGUGUAUUUGAGAUAGGAGGCUGUUUACGUAUUAUUGCGCAUUCUUUGGGGGGCCCUUUUUAGUCUGUUCCUGAAGGCCCGCGAGUGAUGAAAGGAUACCGUCUUUGUGAUUGUGAAUAUGCUGGGCUUAGCACUUUAAUGGUUUGCCUGUCUUGGCAAGCUAAUAAUCCUACUCACAUGUAUUUGAAGUGUUCUCAGGGGGGUUAGGCACCAGGUAUCCAAGAGCUUGAGGUGACAAUUUUUGGGCGGAGCCCCCGCCGCGAAGCGGCUUCGGGAGGGCUUCGCCCCCCAGGAUUGCCCCUGUCCGUGUGUCGCCGGAGCAAUGUAGCGACGUCGGAGGCCGACGUCGUAGACGGAGUCCGGAGCUAGCGAAGCAGCGAAGGAAAGGCAUCAAUAGGGAGGGGGGGUUUCGUGUAACAUUUUUUUGGCAAGCGCCUUAACAGGGACGCGGCGUUUUGAGCGCUAAAAGUCGCGGUCCGGGUUCGAAUCCC